AUGUCAAAGUCUCUCAAUAAACAUAAAGUCAGCGACGGCCAGCUCAAACGAGACCAGCUCAUUCAAAAGUUGAAUGACUAUCGUCACCGUUGCAAUCAGUUGGACCGCUAUAUGAGUGCCAGUCAGGCCCCCGCAGCAGCCCAUCCCGAUGCUCAGCAACAUCUUUUACACCCGUCCAGCCAAUAUACUCGCUAUCCGCUACACCAACCACAGCUAGGAGAAGACGAAGAUGUGGGCGAAACGCCUUUGGAACGCUCAUCGUUGGAUAUUCUCUUGGAGAAAGCACAGUUUGCUCGAAAUAUGGGCGAGUUGAACGAGGAGAAAAAUUACAUUGAUCAUGCCGUGGAAUAUUACUCAGAAGCAGCGGAGUGCUUUCUGCGUGCCUUCAAAGAGUUGGAUCAGGAUGACCCGGAGAAAUCAGACAUUCGUGAAAAGUUUACAUGGGUGGUGGAUAAAGCAGAAGAGUUGAAGGCCGCUCAAAAAUCAAGCACGAGACUAUCUCCGACGCGUGCUCGUGCUUCAUCUGUAUCGUCAGCAAAAUUACGCUCUCGAUCGCCAUCGAUUGGCUCCAUAGAUACCACCCAUUCCAUCACCAGUCCAGCCACCGAACAUUCAAUUACCAGCCAUCGAUUAUCAUCUACAGAAAUUGAUGUCUUGAAACAUACCUCCAACGUCAACGAGAGAAUAUUUCUGCCGUGGAUGGACGAGACCGAUCUCAAGGAGAAGUUUUCCUUUACCCAGAACUUUAUCGACCCAGAUGGUACACUCCGUCUAUCCGACAAACAAAUGGCAAACUUUGGCGGGUGGAAACGUCCAGCCGAAUUUAUGCGAAAUCCGCAGUUGAUAAAGUUAAUAUCCAGUACCAGCAUCAUUCAGGAUGUUGUAACGGAUUGUUCCUUUGUAGCAUCUUUGUGCGUAGCUGCUGCUUACGAACGCAAGUUUGACAAGCAGCUUAUAACCUCUUGUAUAUACCCUCAAAAUAAGCAAGGCAAGCCUUGUUACAAUCCAAAUGGCAAAUACGUAGUCAAGUUCAUAUAUAAUGGCAUUGCGCGAAAAGUAUUUGUGGACGAUCUUUUACCCGUGUCUCGAGAAGGCACACUCAUGUGCACGUUCUCUACGAACGCGGGUGAGCUGUGGCCGAGUAUCAUUGAAAAAGCGGCAACAAGUAUUCUCAAUUUUCAUCAGCCUGGGAAUUAUGUAAUAAUACUUUGUAGCUGUCUAACCGGCUGGAUUCCUGAACAUAUUUUUAUCCACGACCAUCAUUUCAAUGCGGAAAAGAUCUGGAAUAGAAUUCUGGAUGGAGCUAAAUAUGGUGAUGUAUUGGUGACUAUUGCGACUGGCGAAUUGACUGAAGCGGAAGCCGAAGAACUAGGAUUGGUGCCAAUGCACGCUUAUGCAGUCAUAGCAGACAUCAAAACAGUGAUGAAUGUUCGUUUCAUGCAAGUCAAAAAUCCGUGGAGCCAUAAACGCUGGCAAGGUCCAUACAGCCACCUCGAUACGGUCCGUUGGACUCCGGAAUUGAAAGAAGCGCUGAAUUACGAUCCCUUUAUUGCCGAGCAGAAAGAUGAUGGCAUUUUCUGGAUUAAUUUCGAUUCUGUAUGUUCCAAAUUUACUUCCAUUCACCUCAAUUGGAAUCCUGAGCUUUUCACGCAUCGUUGGGUAUUACACUCAAUGUGGCCUGAGGAUCUUGGUCCGAAAAAAGACAUUUAUAAUCUCGGAUACAAUCCACAGUUCCAUCUAACGGUCACCGUUCCGGACAAAAAACCGGCGGCUGUUUGGUUACUGCUUUCAAAGCAUAUCAUGGUGACGGAAGAAAACACAGAUUACAUUACAUUGCAUGUCUAUAACAGUACCGGGAAGGAGCGGAUCUAUUAUCCCGGUCAACCAUUCAAAGAAGGCACCUACGUGAAUAGUCCUCACAUCUUGGUACGAUUCAACGCGCCUCCUGGAACGAGCGAUUGUACGAUUGUGGUAUCUCAGCAUGAGAAAGCGCGAUCGUUGUAUUUCUCGCUGCGUGCCUAUUCUUUGGCGCCCUUUAUUCUUUCAGAAAUACCUAUGCGAUAUACCAUUACAGAAAAGAUCAAAGGACAAUGGACGGAACAGACGGCCGCCGGCAUUUUACUCAUGCUGGAGGCACCCAAAUCGCUGGCUGUUCACCUAUUAUUGGUAGAAGGCGGUCAGCGAACAUCCAGUGUUUCUGUUCGAGAUAUUGUGGCAGAAUCGGGGGCUUACCGUCACGGCUUUUGCUAUUGCGAUAUCAGCCGAUUACAAAUUGAUCCGAUUCCGGCUGAGGGGGCUGGAAUGUUCAAAAAAGUCAUUCGCGGUGAAUGGAUCCAAGGAUACAGCGCGAUGGGGUGUCCUAGUUACGGCAAUUAUAACAAAAUUGAACCGGUACCAUCGAUCAACGUGACCAUCUAUGAGAAAGAUCCAUCGGAUCUCUUCGGCAACGAGGUGGCCACUUCAGGACCCUAUACCAAUGUUGCCCAGGGUGUGGCGACAAAAGAAGUGGUUUUGAACCAAAACGAAACAGGAUACAUCAUGGUGUUCGCGACCCAUAAAAAGGACAUCUCUGGGAAAUAUAAAGCCACCAUUUAUAGCGAUCGUCCCAUCAAUAUAAGAAAUGAUCAUUAG
Molecule: messenger RNA, 2631 nt
Organism: Radiomyces spectabilis
Lineage: Eukaryota; Fungi; Mucoromycota; Mucoromycetes; Mucorales; Radiomycetaceae
Exons: 24
Coding region: 1-2631 (876 amino acids)
Biological process (GO): proteolysis
Molecular function (GO): calcium-dependent cysteine-type endopeptidase activity
Source: RefSeq, a predicted model, not a curated record